Molecule: messenger RNA, 6621 nt
Organism: Pseudocercospora fijiensis CIRAD86
Lineage: Eukaryota; Fungi; Ascomycota; Dothideomycetes; Mycosphaerellales; Mycosphaerellaceae
Exons: 16
Coding region: 1-6621 (2206 amino acids)
Source: RefSeq, a predicted model, not a curated record
AUGAGAAUUGUCCAGACGAGAUAUUUCGGUGACGGAAGUGUAUCGACAGGCUGGAACGCCUUGCGGCGAGUGGGCGAGGCAGUAUAUGGGCUGCAAUACUCUACGCAGCAAAGAUGUGCUGUACUCACGGCAUCGAAGUUGAAGUCGAGCCUUCCUGGUUGCGCACAAAAGCCCAGACGCGGCAGCAGUCACGCGGGUUGCGUGGGGAAACAGCCGCGUCGCGUCGCGUCGCGCCGCGCCGCGCGUAGACCUCUUCACGCUUCCAUCCACAGUCUUGUGAAAGACGUCGAGGUACUGUCGCUACGCGAUGCCUCAUACCGGGACCUAUAUAAGCAUGUCUUCCAUGUGCCUUUCCUUGUGCACACUAAUUCGGCCCACAAGCUGUUCUCGGUGUCUCUCAAGGUGUCAUUCACGGGAUCUCGUGCAAACGCGGAUUUCGCGAUCUGGACAACGACUAUGUUCUAUCUGGGAGUCGUGGUGGGUCCUUUUGAACGGAAUCGCAUACUUGACCCGGCCGAUAUCGAGCUGAGGGCAGAAAGCUGGGAAAUGCGUUGUUACACGGAAGUGCGUCAAGAAGCUGUCAGGCUCUCACAGCAUCAGGAACGGGUGAGGGAGAUAGGUGUAAUUCUCUGCGAGGCAUGCAUUUCGACUUUGAAUAGGUCCCGUCUAAUAUACUGUAAGUAUAAAGAGACCGUAGGAGAUCUCGAAUUGGGACUAUUCCAUUCGUACACCAUAUUGGGCGUAGUUUUCAAGAACUUAUCAUGGAACGUGCCUUGUGAUGGCGUAUUUAUCACCGCAUUGGUGAAGGAUGGCCCCCUACGAAAGCAAAGAGAUGGCCGCGUGCCAUUAUGGCGAUCCAAAUCGGUCAAUUUCCGGAGUCUACACAUCUGUGCAGGAUUACGGAUCUGGACCAAGACCGACGGCUUCGAGACUUUGUCUGAGAUUGCUUACCGAAAGUCUGGGACAAAGGGAAGCAUCCAUUUCUGCACAAAGCGACAUCAACAUCUGCAACCCAAGAUUAUAAGAGACUCUGAGAGAGUGACGAGGCGAAUGGAGAUUUCACGCUUCAUUCACUUCGCGCGCCAAGCCCCUGCUUGCAAGCUCUUCCGCUGUCACAUCGACAUCCUCGAGAUCGCACACGCGACAUUUGUGCUCGAAGUCGAUAUCAUGGCUGACCACGCGUUCGUCCAUGUUUUCGCGCUCGCCGCCAUCGCCGCCGUGGUAGCGAACCAACACAUCCCACAAGAACAGAAGAGUAGAGCAUGGUAUCUUGUGCUCGGAUGCCUCUGCCUAUUCCUCGUUCUUGAGGUCGCUAUCCAGUCCUGGGCGCUCUAUAUGGGCGUCCAAAACGCAUGGCUGACCGCACUCCAAAUACUCGAGUCCUUCUGGACUAUCAUCAAGACAUACCCUGCUACGGCGGGUCGCGAUGACACACCGUUCUUCUAUUCCUCGACCACAACAUCUCGCCUCGACUUGUCCGAUGCCCUCUUCGUCUUUCUCGUUGUCGCGGUGGCAGGCGCCGCAAUCUGCGUCGGUCUCCUCAGCCUGGCGGAAUGGUCUACCUCGCGAGUCUCAUGCAACGUGAGCGCUGCACAACCUCAUAAUGCUGCCGAGCCGAGUUCCAAUGCACUGCAGGAGGCUGUGGCCAUCGAUUUAGAUGCGUCCGCAGAUCAAACGGCAUACCCAGUAGAAGGGCCCAUCCGUUUCAAUCGCGAGAACACAUCCCAGACACCAGAAGAGGCGCCAUCAGCUGUUAAGGAAUCUGCAUCGCCGUUCGCCCCAGCGCCCAAAUCUGCUCAAGAUCCUCGUUUCCACACCUGGCUCCGGAGAGUCGAUAUUCCCUGGAACACCAAAUGCUAUGCUUCAGCCGUUUUCUAUGGUACAGGUAUCUGGUGGCAUCCAAUUCUCGCGUGGAGAAGCAGGAAGACACCAAAGACCCAAAAGAUGAUAAAGGAGCAGGAGCAACGAAUUGAAGACAUUUUCAAAAUGCGCCAACAACGUCCAGGCCUAGAGACGGAUGCAAAGAUUGCGCAGAAGUACGAACCAUUCAACUGGCCAAAGAGAGGCCCACCAACUGAUACGGAUCGUAAGGAGCGCAAAACCUUCAAGAGCAAGACAAAUAAUGAUAAGCCGCGCAAAGAGCCAAGAACGUCGAAGGAGGAGGCACACACAAAUAUGUCUAAGGCAGACUCUACCCGCGAAUUCAAGGACAAGCCUUUGAAUAGUCACAACACGGCUGAAGAUGGCGGUAGCGUUCCACAAUUCCAGAACCCUGAGCCUGCAGCACAAUGCACUCCAGCUCCGAUGUCCCUGGAUGGAAAGUCUCCCUUAGAUGAGAAGGCUGAAGACUCUGCUGCGCCAAAACAACAGCAUGAAAUACCUCUUGUCGACAUCACGAAGGGUCUUGAGAUCGCGCCUUCACGGCCAGAAGCACAGCGGACCGAGGAUGCUGCAGUGAUCUCCGCUAGUACCACUCACAGCGUCGAGAAUAAGUCAGACCAGGUCGCUACUCCGGAAUGCUCUGCUCUGCCAGAAAUGGAGGAUCAGAGCGACCAGAAAGCUGCCGUCGCUGUAUCACAGAUCUCUUCUGACAUCAAUCCAGCCCAGGAAGAAUCAAACUUGAACCCCGAAGCCAUCUCAAGAGCUUUGCCAUUGACGCAAGACCAUGAAGAUACCACGAGCAAUGUUGCGCCGCAGAAACUUCCUGUACUUUCGGAUAGUGUCAAGCCAAUGCCAAUAAGCACGCCAUCAGAGGAAGUGUCCGAACUUGAAGAAUUGAAGGGAUCAGAGCCGGCACAGGCUGUGCAAGAGCACCGGACCAACGAGAGUGAAGAGAGCGCUAGUGCAGUCGACAAUGUCGCGUCAGCUCCGACGCGCAACGACAGAUACGCAGGUGAUAUUGAGUCUGGUCUUCGAUCAGCUGCGUCUUCCGGCGGAAGCGAUGGCAGUCAAGGUGACCAGACGAUGUCCCUCCCCCAGUAUCAGGAAGCUCUUGUCGCUGCAGGCAGCGAUGAUACCCACGAAGACAUCGAUAUGACCAACACAAACCCUGAUAGCGAGUUCUCCAAUGAUGCCAGUGAGGAGCAUCACACGUUCACAUCUGGUGAUGCAAUGGACAUCCUUCCUUCAUCCAGCAAUGGCCGAGACAUUGAGGUCCAGGCUGGUAUAAUUCCGGUCGAGCAUCAGAUCGGAGGUGCACAUGAUAGCACUGCUGGAGAUGUGAUGACUAUCCACCAGGGGCCUGUAGCACAGACAAUGCCGGCUGCUCCAUCUCCUGCCCAGAAUCUAGAGUCUCAUUCCGAGGAGCAGCUUGCCAACAAUGAUGCUAUGGAUGAGGACGAGGACAUGAUCGAAGUGCCGUCUCAAGACACAAAUCAGUCGACCCACGCCGUUCAGAACGACUCGCAGCCGAGCACUCUUGUUCCAACGCCUGCUUUUACGCAUGCGCCCCAGUCUUCUCUCUUCAAUGAGCCUAUGCAGAUGAGCUUGCGCGGCAGUAAUGCUUUCAGCGGCUCAGGUGCUGCUCAACAGUAUUCUACAGCGCCAAUAUUCAAAGCAGCACAUCAGGCACCGCCACAGGGAGUAUUCGCAUUCGACGGUCCUCCUCUGCCCUCUCAAUUCUCCUUCGAAACUAUUGGCCUGCCUCCGGCCUUUGGCGCGGGACCCGCUGUCGAAAAUGUUCCAAAUUCUGUGAACUUCUUUCCGCCAUCUGGAGCUCCUCCUGUUACGUUCGGCAGUGCAAGUAUCAAUAACACUCCUGAAUCAACACUCGGCACUACUCAGGCCCAUCCUCAGCGAAGAGCGGCUAGGAGUGGACAGCAAAGCUUCGGUGUGCACUCCACAGCGUUUACUACUGCACAAUGGCCGGUGCCAGCAGAGACGAAGAAGUCUGUGACAUUCGAGGCCGCGCCAUUUGGUCGUGUGCAAGCUUUCGGUAACAACGCCUUCCCUGCGACACAGCAAAUGUUCAGCUUUGGUACAGAGCAAAGCACUAGCAAGACAACCACCAACGGGGGGCAGCAGCCUGUGUCUUCGAAUGCGCUCCUGCAGAAUGUCCAGAUGCCUAUCGGCACUGCCGGGCCUCAAAGCACGGCUUUCCAGAGUACGGCCAUGCAGAGUGCACCUCUGCUUGGUGCAAAUGACAAUUCCAAACAGGUGGCGACAGUAGCGUCUCAAAUCGACUCUGUGGCUCAGCAGCCGGGGAAUCCUUUGAAGACCCAGCAAGUAUCUGGUAGCGGCAACCAGCAUGACCAGUCUCCUAAGCCCACAGCCGAAGAUUCGAAUCUAUUUACGAGCACUCAGGGCGCUGUGAAAGCUCCAGCUAUCUCCAGUAGUCACGAGCCGGACGAGUCCUCAAACAAUCAGGCGUCUUCAGCUCCUGAAUAUGCUCCAGUGGACUCUGAAGCCUUUGCAUUGUCCUUGCGUCCAAUUCUGAAGGCUGGAGGCGCUCGCUCUGCUGCUCGACGAAAGCCUACACAGUCUACGCCAUUUGCCAACCUCCCGAGUCCGAGGAAGCGCAAUCGAGAAGACGACGUUGAACGUGAUCGUGAAGCUGAAGCUGAAGCUGAAGAACCAGAGCUUACACGUCAUCGAGAAGAAAAUCCAAUCAAGGCCGAUCUGGGAACUGCUGAGUUUGAGGCUCAAGAUGUCCUGCUCGAAUAUACUGUUCCUUUCGAUUAUAAGCUCCAAGUGGCGAAAGAACGCAUGGCGAAAUGGCAGACGAAUCUUCAGGCGAUGCAGUUGAAUGGAAAUACCUCUGGCGGAGUUCUAUCGACGCUGGUAGAGUACGCGAAAGAAGCCGAUUGUUGCCUGGAAUUCUUCGAAACCGAAGAGGGAAAAUGGCACGAACCGACUCAGAAGACCACCGCGGAUGAGAAGCUUACCGUCGAACAGCUGAAUGCCCUUGUGCAAUGUAGCAUUUACGCCAACAGCAUGACUGACAACAUGCAUCUUCCGAGUUUAGACAUCCAGUCCGCCGCCUCAGAACUGUUCCGCAAGCUGGAAAAACUCCAUACAAAGUUGGAGGCCAAGCGCGAAGAGUGGGUUAAGUUGGAACGUCGCCACAAAUAUCAGCCUCCAGAGGCCAUUGCCGGUAUACCUGAUCAGAUUCGAAGAGAUGUUCUCCAGCUUUGCAACGCUCUGCCCAACGAGAAUGGGACGGCCAUGAACGUGCAGGAGGAGUUGAAGAAGGAAUCCAGCAUCGCUACAGGUGUUGUUAACUUGGUCAACGGCCAUUUGGACAACCUCGAAUCUUUCUUCGACGGAAGUACGGAGGAGCGAAGCUAUGCAGUCAACAGCACGUUUGGGAAACACUUGCUUGAGCGCCUGAAGGAGAUAGAAGCCGCAUUGAAACCACUUGUCGUCGUGGAGAAAGACAGUGCGACCACUCCAAAGAAUGGACUGGAAAGGUUGUGGUCCAGAAUUAGGAAUGGGAAGGUCGCGGCACCCUUGGUUGCUGUGUAUGGGAAUUUUUGGGAGAGUCAGGCGCGACUGGAGCAAUCUCAGGACGAGGGAACUCAAGACGCCCUCGGAGACUCUCAAGCGCUCCAAGGAAAAGUGCUCGCACAGUCUGCGACCCCUUCGACACUCGCAGCGACCCAUGCGAUAGCAACGGCGACGUCGCAGCCCACAUACCGGCAGGCUUCAACGAUCCCCGCUACAAAUGCUACGCCUCUUGGACUUUCAACUCGAAGCCAUCAGGGCUCUUACGUCCCAAAGGUGCCGUCAAGAAACAAUUCGGAGCUCUCUCCCGAAAAGGCUGAUCAGGGGCUAUAUCCUUCUGAAAAGUCAAAUCCCCUGAAGUCGAUGGAAGAUGAUCCCGCAAAAAAGCUCAUGAGAAGAUGGCUUGAUGCUUCUGAGAAGGAAUUCAUCGAUCUGGAACACUCACCUCGCCUGGAGAACACAAAGGCUGCCGUUGAGCAGCUGCGAGUUCGGCUGAAGCACAUCAAUGAGAAGUUCGUGAAGGAUCGAUACUCCUGGAAGACGAAUGUCAUUAAUCGCGACGACAGCCAAUACUGCCAAGAUAAGGUGAAAGCCAUCACCCCUCGACUGAAAUGGACCAUCGAAGUGAUGGGAGAUGAUGGUCGCUCGUCUUGUGAUUUUAAGGAAGCACAAGAUCUGUGCGACAUUCUCUUGAAAGCCCUCAGAUUGAGCAGGUCCCAGCAGAACUGCGUCACUAUCAUGAGAGAAUUUAGGCAGUUUGUUGACGACAACAUCGCUCCUCUGCGAGACUCGGGAAAGACCAUUGCAGAUGACGAGGCCGAAGAACUGAGAACAAUUUGGGGAGAAUUCUCAUUCGUGUGCAACAGCAUCAAGGAAAUCAUAGACCGUAUUGACGACAAGGCCGAAUCGUGGAAGGUCUUGGCCGAUAGCCAGUAUGGAUAUUGCUUGCUCAAAACCUUGAACGCCGAGCUCUUACCGGCCCUCAUGGCUGUGAUGGAUCCUGUCCAGGAAAAGCUUGAAUUCCAUGUUUCGUUGCUGGAGGACCUGGAGAAAUUGAGGGCCGAUCUUCAGUCACCCGCACCAGAAGCAUUUGAAAGAUCUCACGAGCUACCAAAGCAUCCGUGUAGGCCUGGACGCAUGACAUUGAAGAGGUCCCAAGAGCUGCGCAAACUCUGCUAA